AUGCUUCCAACUAUCUUCGCCGCCACCCUGGCCCUCAUCGCCGGCACCAAUGCCGUAGCCGUUGCUCAAGGCGCCGCCCAGCCAGAGAGCGAGCUCAUCAACGGCAACCGCAAAGUUUGCGCUUUCGACGAGACUCUCGGUCCAAGCCUUCUCGUUGCCUCCGUCAAAGUCCCCUCCCAAGAAUCCGAAAUCAACGCCUGGGCCUACGGCAUCAACUGGUGCACCUCCUCCAACCUCGUCUCCAAGGGCAAAAACUUCUGCACAGGCCGCGGAGUCGAGUACCUCCACGUUCCCCUCACCGACAAGUUCGGUGCCCAAGACGACCGUGACUGCUACGCGAACUUCAAGGUGGAGUUUGUGGGUUGCCCCGAUGAGGGAAAUGAUUACACCAAUGUUACUGCCAAGUUCACGUCUACAUCGGAUGGCUCGAGCUUUGAGUACCAGUGUGUCAGUGAUCGGGAGCUGCAUGGUUGUGUUUACAAUGGACAGCUGCAGCCGCCCAGCGAGGCUAGUUAUACUGCGUUCUUGACUUGCGGUAUCACCGCUGAGCCCUAG
Fulvia fulva is the source of this 555-nucleotide messenger RNA. RefSeq names its product Ecp21-1. The record is from RefSeq and is a predicted model, not a curated record. The coding region runs from base 1 to 555 and encodes 184 amino acids. NCBI's taxonomy places the organism in Eukaryota, Fungi, Ascomycota, Dothideomycetes, Mycosphaerellales, Mycosphaerellaceae. The transcript is spliced from 3 exons.